CAAUCGAUGUCAUCAAGGUGCGCAUGCAGCUGGACAAUGAGCUAGCCGAGCAGCGUGGCAAGGGCGUCGCCGUGUUCCGCGAGCGAUACUACCACGGCUGGGUGCGAGGCGCCAUCCAGAUAGUGCAUGACGAGGGCAUCCACGGACUCUAUAAAGGGCUGUUGCCAUCCCUCAUCCGCGAAGCCAUCUACAGCGGAAUACGACUCGGUGCCUACGAGCCCCUGAAGGUGGCGCUGGGAGCGACCGACCCCGCGCACACGCCGCUGUGGAAGAAGAUCACGGCUGGAGCGACGUCUGACCGCCAGCAUCACCAGUACCGUGGGCAGCCAGCCGCACCACCAUCUGGCGAAAUUCAGCGAAUUGCCGUGAAGGUGCAGAAGAAGACCAGGGUUUCUAUGCUCGUCAGCAAAAUCCCCGUGCCUGUGAAGGCACCGAUGGAAGGGUCAGGCAUACUGGCACUUGUGGGAUCCGAAGAGCCGGAGACAAGGACUCCUCUGCCAGCGUUGGAAAUCAACAGAGCGGGCCGCGAUACUCACCGCGACGCAGGUAACGCGCGCGUGGGAGAGCGGGCCGCGAUACUCACCGCGAUGCAGAUCCCCGCGUACGACCACACCAAGCACACGAUACUGAACCGCGGCUGGAUGCGCGAGGGCGCCACAUUGCACAUCACCGCCUCCAUGAUUGCUGGCUUCGCCACGGCCUUCAGCACCUCACCCGUCGACGUCAUCAAGACCAGAGUCAUGAACCAGCAGGUGAAAGGCUCGGGGUCGUCUCGCGGCCUCGUCUACGGCAAUGCGCUGGACUGCCUCGUGAAGACGAUUCGCAGCGAGGGCAUCGUUGGCCUCUACAAGGGCUUCUUCCCCAACUGGAUGCGCAUCGGGCCGCACACCAUCAUCACGUUCUUCAUCUUUGAGCAGCUGCGCAGUGCGAUCGGCAUGCAGCCCGUGUGA
Molecule: messenger RNA, 950 nt
Organism: Priapulus caudatus
Lineage: Eukaryota; Metazoa; Priapulida; Priapulimorpha; Priapulimorphida; Priapulidae
Product: mitochondrial substrate carrier family protein ucpB-like
Exons: 8
Coding region: 24-950 (308 amino acids)
Source: RefSeq, a predicted model, not a curated record